This is a messenger RNA of Venturia canescens, 2979 nucleotides long. Its product is annotated as protein FAM234B. The record is from RefSeq and is a predicted model, not a curated record. Lineage: Eukaryota; Metazoa; Arthropoda; Insecta; Hymenoptera; Ichneumonidae. The transcript has 4 exons. Bases 678 to 2420 code for a protein of 580 amino acids.
UUGUCAUAGGACGCCUGAACGCAAAGUCUGCAUGUGUAGAGGUGUAAACACCGAAACAUCAAUGACAUUGCUCGAAAAUUAAAAUUCAUGCCAUAUUUGCAGUAAAAAUAAAAAAUAAUUCUCUCUCUCAAAAAUAAUUUUUGAUGGCUGUUGUUUGUUAGACGACUUUCGUUAUAUACCCACCUUUUCAUGUACUUUUUCUUGAGGAGGGAUACUACCAAUACUACAAUUGUAUGAGAAUUGUAUGAUGAAAAUCUACAGGUUCGACCGAGAUUCGUAGGAUGAAGGUAUAUCUUCCCAAGUUCAUCGCUACGAUCGCUACGAAACAACGCUAGUAUAAUAAACAAAAACUCCUUCCGAUUCUCCCUACUACUUCCAUAGUCUCUGUCCUCCCUACUCCUUAUCCCCACUAGUCGGCAAAGAGCUCUGGUUUCAAGUGUCAAUAAAUAAACUAACCCUAUAGUUACCCGACACAAUUCGUGAAAAAGUAAGUGACAAGUGUCGGAAAACAAGUGUGAACAGCUCGGAAAUUAUAUUUGUAACACGUCAUAUAAUCAAUUAAAUGAAAAUUCAAAUCGAAAAUUCGCGAUAUAAAUUAGAUAAAGAGGAAAAAGCGUUCUCGUAAGAGUACGUAAAAGGCUUCGAAGGCAGGUGGGAAAUUCAAAUUUCAAAGAAUCAUGUCGAUCGAAAGAAUGUCAGGACAAGGCUAUGCGCCUAUACCACAAUGCAUGAGCAAUACCGAUACGGAAGACGAGGACGAACGCUUGGCUAUUCCCAUAGAAAAUAAUCACGAAGAUCAAGCAAAAACUCAUGAUACUGUAGCUGCUCAGGAAAAUGGAUGGUACCAUAAUUCAAAAGAGCCUAAGAACUUUGCAAAGGAUCCAGUCGAUUCCCAAGGCGGAUAUAGAUAUUGCGGUGACGACGUUCCCAUUAUGGUGACCGAUAACGAGGCUCAGAAUGAUUUUUGGAAAAGACGGGAAAUGUCAUUACUCCGACGUUUUUGUCUUGUCCUGUCUGUGUUAUUUUGCUGUGCUACAGCUCUAGUUUUCCUCUAUGCUUUGCCAUGUGACAAUGCAGUGAUAUGUCCACCAGUUAUGGAAAACCAGCCUGUUAUCACUUGGGAGAAAACUUUGGAAGGUGUUGAACUGCAUGGUCCGAUUUCGGUCGUCCACGGGACACCGUACAGUUUGAUAUUCUUAUUGCUUGGACAGCGAUUUGGCGUCAAUAGGUCAGUAGCCACAGCGGCAAGAGAAAUUCCAGCGGAGGGUGGAGUUGUUUUGUCGAUGCAGGGCAAUACCGGAACUCUACUGUGGUGGGUUCCGCUACAAAAAAAAUGGCCUACCGACAUCAAUUGCACAACUUUUGAUGCGGAUGGUUCGGAAACUCCAGAUUGUAUCGUGAGCGGUGAAAAUUUAUUGCUCAGUAUUGACCCAACAGCGGGUACAAUACACUGGACGUCCUUGUAUCCAACGAAACCACAAUUACCAUUGAUCAUUCCGGAUGUUGAUUCUGACGGAAUCGACGAUUUGUUGAGCGUCACGCAAAAUGGAUACCCCCAAGGUGGGAUUAUUCUAUUGUCCGGAAAGAAUGGAAAAUAUUUGGGCGAGCAUAUGAACAGCGAUUGCGAAUCUUUCGCGAGAAAUUCCAUUCGAAUCAUCCGGCUCGAAUCCAAUGGCGAUAUUUCGUAUAUUUGCAAGGGAAAAACAUCGCCGAAUCAAAUGUUGAACGUGACAGUACCGCUAAACGAGUUGCUACAUGCGAACAACUCUGACCUCGCAGAAGUCAAGUCCAACCGAGUGUUCAACGAGAGUACCACACCGGAGAAUCGAUCGGAGGAAACUGAAAUUCCGUCCGAGUACACGAUACAGCUGACUCCUUACUAUCAACUAAACGUGCGAAAUUUUGGUUCUUGUCCAGGUGAGGAUUGUCGGGUCAGUGCAAACGUGACGUUGCAAAAGAUCAGUAAAUCGGAUCGAAUAAUAUGGAAUCAUACGAGCGAAAACACAUACGCUAUGAAACCGGCUAUUUAUUCGAUCGGUGAUAAGCCUUAUGUGACUGGUUUUGCCAUCAAAUUUUGGCAAUGGGAGGAUCAUGAAAAAUCCUACGACGAAAAAGUCGAAAAAUGGAUGAAGCGCCAACUGUUUGAAAAAGUCCUAAUGGUAUUCGUUAAUUACACCGAUGUACACGAGAUCUAUGCGAGUGAGAGCGACAUUAUACAAUAUUGCAGUAAUGAUGAUUGUCAGCCAAACUUGAAGCUUCAAACACGAUCGAUCGCUAUCGCGGAUUUAGGCGGCGAUGGAACUUGGGAAUUGAUCAAUUAUCGAUCUUCCUACACCACCGAAUUACCAAUCGUUAUUGUCUCAAAAGUACAAAUCGUUAAACUCGAUGCAGACUUGUCUCCGCUUACGCAAACUAAUUAAACUGAAAUUAUUAUUUAUUCGUGUAUAGCUAUUUUCGAGAUGAUCGAUCAUAAUGUUUACAUGCGUUUUAAGAACGACAUAGAAGUUACUUUAUCGCAAUGCAACGAAGUGUUUUUUUCGUUAUUUUUCAAUUCAAUUUUUCCAGCAUCAUUUUUUAAAUCUGCUUCUUUGAUUUGACAAAAUAGGUUAUAAAAAAUUGAAGAUAUUUGCAAAAAAUUUUGAGCGAUUUAACACAUUUCGUUGCAAGCUAAUUAUGCAAAUUUCAUGAUCGUUUGACAUAAGUAUUUACGAUGUUAUAGUGUGUGGUGUGUAUAUUAGAUACCUCUUUGACUCGACGAGAUUGAUCUCAUUGAUUUAUUUCUUUUUAUACACAUCGCAGUAUGAAGUGCACCGAUUGUUGCUAGUCGAAAAGUUUCCUUUCGAGGAAAACUGUAGUUUCAUUGUAUCUAUAAAACAAAAUUUAUGUACCAUUUUAUCGACGAUUCGCGUUUUAUUUACAGAAAACACAUCGACAUUCGUCCAAAACUUUUAUGAUUAAUAAUUUAUUGUACAAAUUUUA